Molecule: messenger RNA, 7799 nt
Organism: Dromiciops gliroides (monito del monte)
Lineage: Eukaryota; Metazoa; Chordata; Mammalia; Microbiotheria; Microbiotheriidae
Gene: ARHGEF18
Product: Rho/Rac guanine nucleotide exchange factor 18
Exons: 23
Coding region: 593-3646 (1017 amino acids)
Biological process (GO): small GTPase-mediated signal transduction
Molecular function (GO): guanyl-nucleotide exchange factor activity
Source: RefSeq, a predicted model, not a curated record
UGUUAUUGAGGCAGAUAUCCACAGCAGACCCAGAGACUGGUAGAAUCUAAGGCUUUCCUUAAAAGGUGCUGAGAUGGGCUAUUCUAUUUGACCUGCACAGGAAGAAGCAAGGGGCUCACUUAGGGGAUGGCCCCAGGUUUCCAGCAGAACAUAACUUGGUUUGAGUUCCUGGCCAAUGAGAAGGAAGAUGAUGGGAAGAGUGAAAAGAGCGAAAGGGAACCAAGGUGAAGCGAAGGGCUGAGCUCCCUGCGAAGUCGCGUGACCGGCUCCUGGCAGAAGGAUAAGGGUAAGAACAAAGAACAACAGAAAGAGAUAGAGCCGAGGGAAAAAUGGAAAGGCGUAAAUGGUCACCAGUUAGUGCCAGGGACUUUCUCCAGCUGCAUCAACUGCUCCCUGUGUGGCAAACCCCUGCUCAGUCGGAAUGGGCUGCAAUGCUUGACAGAAAGAUUUCCAGCAUAAACCUCCAGGAUCUCCACAGAGUUUGGUACAAAGCUCAAUCCAGAGUCUUUAUCAAGCAGCUUCUUUGAAAGAACAGCCUCGUAGCACCCUCUUGGGAUCUAAUGGCACCCCAGUUCUGCCCAGGAAUGUCGGAAUGACUAUCUCGACCAGAGCAAGUCUUCAGGCAGCAGUGAACACUGCUGGAAGUCUGAAUAGAUUUGGACCAGGUACAGGAGAGAUGGAUGAAACUGAUUCUGGAUUUCUGAAAUUCAAGCAGGCGACAGAUGAUUCUCUUUCACUUGCAUCAUCAACUGCUGAAUCUGUUUUCGUUGAAGAUUCCUACUCUGCCUCACUAAGGAGUGAAAUAGAAGCGGAUACCCAGGAGUUUGAGGCUGAGUCCUGGAGUCUUUCUGUAGAACAGCCGUAUGCAAAGAAACAAAAAAAGGAAGUACUGAAAAGGCAAGAUGUCAUCUACGAAUUAAUGCAGACUGAAGUGCAUCAUGUGCGAACCCUGAAGAUAAUGUUGAAAGUCUAUUCCAAAGCGCUGAAGGAAGAGAUGCAGUUCAGUAGCAGAGUCAUCAGCCGCAUCUUCCCGUGCGUGGAUGACUUGCUGGAGAUGCAUGGGCAGUUCUUGCACCGCUUGAAGGAGCGCCGCCGAGAAUCCUUGGCAGAAGGGAGUGAGCAGAAUUAUGUGAUUCAGAAGAUUGGAGACCUCUUGGUACAACAGUUUUCAGGUGAAAAUGGAGAAAGAAUGAAAGAAAAAUACGGUGUCUUUUGUUCUGGUCACAAUGAAGCUGUCGGUCACUAUAAGGAAUUGCUGCAGCAGAACAAAAAAUUCCAAAACAUGAUAAAGAAAAUCGGCAACUUCUCCAUCGUCAGACGCCUCGGUGUUCAGGAGUGUAUUCUCCUCGUUACUCAGCGAAUUACCAAGUACCCUGUGCUGGUGGAGCGCAUUAUUCAGAAUACCGAAGCUGGUACUGAAGAUUAUGAAGACCUGAACCAAGCUCUCGGCCUCAUAAAAGACAUCAUCACUCAAGUAGAUGCCAAAGUGAAUGAACGUGAGAAGGGUCAGCGUCUCAAAGAGAUUGUCAGCAGGAUGGAGCUCAAGUCUUCUGGCAAGCUCAAGAAUGGUCUCACCUUCCGAAAGGAGGACAUGCUCCAUAGGCAGCUCCAUCUCGAUGGGAUGCUGUGCUGGAAAACUGCCUCAGGGCGGCUGAAAGAUGUUCUUGCUGUCCUCUUGACUGAUGUGCUUUUGCUGCUACAAGAAAAGGACCAAAAGUAUGUCUUUGCAUCUGUGGACUCAAAGCCACCUGUUAUUUCAUUACAAAAGCUAAUUGUAAGGGAGGUAGCGAAUGAGGAAAAAGCAAUGUUUCUGAUCAGUGCUUCCCUGAAAGGACCAGAAAUGUAUGAAAUUUACACCUGCUCCAAAGAAGAGAGAAAUUCAUGGAUGGCCCAGAUCCGCAGAGCUGUGGAAAGUUGCCCUGAUGGGGAGGAAGAGCCGUUCAGUGAGGCCGAUGAAGACAGAAAAAUGGCUGAGGCCCGAGCUAUAAAAUUGAAAGAAUUCCAAGAGCGUUUAAGCAGGAAAGAUGACCUGAUUGCGCAAAGUCUCAGCGAGAAACAACAGAUUUAUUUGGAAAUGUCUGAGAUUAACAGCUUUGAAGACCUUCCUCCCAGCUCCCGGUCCAGGUUCUUUUUCCGAGGAGGGGAACCCUCAGAGAACCUGCAAGGCGAGAUGAUUCUGAAGUCGGCCAUAUCUGAAAUUGAGAAUAUCCAGAACCUGAUCCACAAACAGCUGGGCAGUGCUGGCUGUAGAAGUGAAGAUGGUGGGGAUGACUCCUUAUUACCCAGGAGAGCGGAGACCUUUGGAGGCUAUGACAGCAAUACAAACUCCAAUAAAAAUGCUAGUUUUAAGAAAAAGGCCAGCAAUAGUGAUGCCUCGUUUAAAGACCGGAGAAAUCCUGUGACUAGCUCAGACUCACAGCCUGGAGACCUUUUGGCAGAUUUUGAAGAAGGAUCGCAGACAACUGAGGCCACCCGAGUGGACUGGAAUAAUGGUGCGCCAGGCAUGAUGGAACCUGAGCUUGUACAGAGAAUACAGACACUGUCACAGCUGCUUCUCAACCUCCAGGCAGUGGUGGCCCAGCAGGACAGCUACAUUGAAAUGCAGCGGGCCUUGAUCCUGGAGCGAGAAAAGCAGUAUAAACUGCAAUCAACACGCGGAAACUUCCUGUUAGAACAAGAGAAGCAGCGGAACUUUGAGAAGCAGAGAGAGGAGCUGGCCAACGUGCAGAAGCUCCAGAACCAGCUCAAGCAGGAACAGCAGCGCUGGGAGCGUGAGCGAGACCGGCAGCAGAAAGAGCUGGAGUACACGGAGGCCCGGCUGCAGGAGCGCGAGAACGAGUCUCGGCAGCUCCGUGAGCGGCUGACCCAGGACAAAGAGGAACUGGACCGCCAGCGCGAGGCCUAUCAGCACGACCUGGAGAGGCUGCGUGAAUCCCAGCGAGCCGUAGAGAGGGAGAAGGAGCGGAUCGAAUUGCUCAAAAAACUGAAGAAACAGAACACGAUGUCUGGCCCGGUACCUCCCGACGGGCUUGAGGGCCACGCCCUAAGCAGCUCCUCUAGUUUCAAUGGCGAAGGCCUCGAAGGGGCCAUGCUGCUGGCCAAGUCCUUAGGCAGGACCAGUACCCUGCUGUCCGGCUCAGAGUACCCAGAGCGCCCAGAGGUGGCUCGUCGGGACAGCACGACUGCAGAGGGCCGCCCAGUGAAGACCGACGUGCCCAUCCAGCUGCUGAGCGCCACCAACCAGAUCCAGAAGCAAGCAGCCGUCCAGCAGCAGAUCCCCACCAAACUGGCCGUGCUCACCAAGGGGAGCAAGGAGAAGGGAGGAAAAGGCAAAGCUUCCCAGAGGUCUGACAGCUCCGCCUCCUUUGACCUAAAACAGCAGCUGAUGCUCAGCAAACUUAUGAGCAAAGAAGAAAACACUAUAAAACCCCGCCGGUCCCUGAGUCCCAUCCUGACGAGCCAGAAUGUCAUUGUGCAGCAGGAGUCGUGUAUCCCCACAGACGCGCAGCCCUCAGAGAUCUCCCCUCUCAGCCCAGGAAACAUGUUCAGGCCCAGCAGUGCCCCCAGGCUCUCACCGCCAGGCCACCUGCCCACGAGGCUCUCCUCUGACGAUGAUGGCAACAAGGAAGACGUUAUCUUUUUCUGAAUUGUUAUAGCACAGGCUGCACCUGGUGCCUUCUCUUGGAGAAGUGCUCCAUGGAGACCCCAGGGGAACAGACCCAAGUACUGGCCGGCAUCUCCCAUCUCCUCCAUAGCGGCAUCCGCUUCAGAUGGAGCCAGGUCUCCUGGCAUAGUCAGUGUCUACCUGGGAAGCCCCACGGCUCACGGGGACAACGUUGGCAUCUGUUCUUCUUUUUUUGGGCAUAACCACUAUGGACUUGAACAUGGCCUGGGGAUAUCAAUUCCAAAUCUACUGAUAUGUUGCCAUCCACCAUAUUAUGCUCUUUCUGCUGAAUUUGCAAUGAUUCUUGGCUUAAGUUUCUAAUCUUUUUAGAAAAAAGUUUAAAUUGGAAGUUGAACCAUAAAUGAACUAAGAAGCUACUCUAAAUUGUAAGGUCACAUUGGGUAAGAGAGAAAUCUGUUUGAAAUCUGUUUUUACAGGGCUGUGGUCAAUCAAUGCAAUUUCAGAAAGCAGUCAGGUGACAGGCCAGCAAGCCACCCAUCCUAGGGUCAUGGGAGUCUGGGCCCUAUGCAGGAGCCAGCAGGUGUGCCUAGAAUACAGGAGUGUACUGGGGCCUUGGCUUCAAGGCUCCAGCGGCCACCCUAGGGAGCGUAUCCAUUCUGGGGGAGGUGAUCCUAGCCAGCCGCCUUCUUGGUUGGUGCAGUUUGGCAGUCAGUCAGUCCUGUCCUCCAGGCUUUCCUGGAGAUGCCAUAAGCUCGUCUCCACUUCUGAGGCUUUGCUGGGGGUGGGACAAAUUCCCAAAGCAAACCAUAUGUUGGUUCAUAGUGAACCUAAGAUUGGGAUAUUCUCCUGAUCAUUAAGGAAGAUGCUCAAUUAAAAAAAUCUUCGCCAGCUUGAGAGUGCAAUGGGUUACCUUCUUCUAUAGUCCCCUGUCUUGAUUGUUAGGGUGGAUGCCCUGCACACAGAGGCAUCUGUUCUCACCCAGGCACGAUGUUGAGGUGCUGGCGUCUCCACAGACGAGCACCUGGCUGGAUGGCAGCGACAUCGGCAACGAAGGGAAUGUGGAGUUUUCAUUGGCAAAUUGUAUGAUUACCUUGGAAUUUCCUCAUUCUGAAAUUGGUGAAGAAAAUGAGGUUGACCCUUCAAGAGCAGGGCGUGUGUAGGGCAGCUUGGUGCAUGAUUCGGUGCCUAGGCCCAGUGGUGGGCGGGGUGGGGUGUCUCAGCUCUCCUGGUUAUCAUGGACCCGCUCUAGGGGAAACGUUUCUCCAAAGCACAUAAGUACUCUUGGGUUUACCAGAGGCAGUUAGAGCGUGGUGCUGUACAUGGACCCACAGAAGCUGCAGGCCCAAGGCUUGCACAGAGCCUUUAGUAAAGUCUUAUCAUUUUGCUCCCAGACCAUGAAGCUGCUUCUUAGCUACAACAGCCUUUCUUUGUGCACCCCACUCGUCCCCAUUGCCCCUGGAAAAGCAGAGUGUGCAGGUUAUACACCAGGCUGAUCGGCCUCACAGAAUGACCCAGUCUGGGUCUGAAAUGGGCACAAAAGCAUUUCUUUAAAAGUAGUAAUCUUGGAAUAUUGUCACACAAAUUGAGUGUUUAGUUAGUAACAACUGAUCCAGGUGGCAGUGAGCAAAGAAACAAUUUGUGCCAAUUUUCAUUGGUAAGGAGCCAAGUGUAUUGGUUCAGGUAGUAAUGUGUGACCAAUACAUUUGGAAUGAAGCACAUCUCUCUCAUCUGUCUGUUCAGUAAUGAGGAAAGAAGAUGGUAAAUUAUUUGCCAUUUCCUGUAGAAUCAUCUGCAUUAGUUAGGUCCCAGAAAAAACCAGGGUAAUGGCUAGCACAAAACAUUCCAUUAGAAGUCAUUGACAGUAAACCUUUGUUGAUGUGAAAGUUCCCCUUUUCCUCCCCUCAGUAUGAGGCUAGUCAUUUCAUAAUCUUAGAACUAGAAGGGACCAGAGAAGUAAAUCAUCUAGCCCAGUGAUUUCACCAACAAGGAAACUCAGGCCAGCACUGGGAGUAAGCAGAGUCUAGAUUUGAACCCAGCUUCACUGACUAAAUCUGUCACACAACCCAGUGUCACAGAAAUGAAACUAUUUGCCUAUGAUUCUUGUGGACAUUUAGAAAAAAAUACCCUUAAAGUCCUAAUAUGGGGGGGGCAGACCUCAUUUCUGUCUGCUUACAUCCAUAACCGUGUGCCAGCUUUGGCCCAAACUCUGGCCUUGCAGAUGCGUGUUCUGAGGGUUGUGAUAUGGGACUUGCUGAUGAUGGGGUUUGGGAAGGCUGGACUAUAGCCCAUCAUACCCAGGCCAGGACCCUGAGUAGUUUUCCCUAGGCUUGCAAUUUAAGGACAGCUAAAGAGUUUAAUCGUUGUAAUGGUCAGCCAAGAUGCUGCUUGAGCCAUCUGAGGCGGAAUUGUGCUUGUAGCAAGUGAAGAGGUAUGUCCGUGAAGCCUGCAGGCCGCUUGGGUGCCACAUGAAGGACACGGAACCUCCCAUUUCCUCAUUAUUGUUAACACACAUUCAUCAGGAAACCUAACCCCAAACACAUACACAUGGGUUCCAAAAUGUAUUUGUCAAUGAAGCCUGAAAGAAAUCUUUCCAUUCCUUUCGAUCAAAUGAAUGAGAUGCACAAGUUCAGUUGUUGCAAAGCCAGGCAGGUAAGACAAUGACAGUGACAAGCAGUGAGCCCCCGUCCCUCUUGCCUGGCAUUCUGUAAAAUGCCACCAGGGGACUCCUUCAAGGGCAGCCUGAUCUGGCCUCUCUAGGGCCUAGCCCAGAAACGGGCAUGGGGCCUCUACCGGCUUGCCAAGUUGGGGCAUGGCCAGUUGGCUUUCUUGUUGUGGCCUGGGGUCAGAAACCUACGUUUAGCUUCAGGUCAUGUUCAUGUUGAGGCCUUUGGGAAUCUUACAUUGAUGUUACCAGAUCAAGUUGUCUGUCCACCAUUGGCUACACACCCAACAACCCUGGAAGGUGGCGAAAGAGCUGGCCAGAGAACAGGUGAACCCAAGCUCUUGGUAAGAGGAAAAGGAGCUAGUCCUGAGAUAGAUUGUCUUAAAUAGAAAAUCCCGCACCGCGCUCUGGACAGUGCCCAUCACCAUGGCCCUGGAAUCAGAGGCCUUUUUUCUGCACAUUCCCCUCAUUGUUCUGUGGCCAUGUCUCUUCUCCCCCCCCACCCCACCCCCCCAAAAAAAAGAAAAGAAAAAAAAAAGAUUGAUGGCUCCUGUGUUUUUGCUACAUUGUCUUAGGAGGUGUUCCCAGAGCAAACCCUGCAUUUCCCCUGGGAGGCCAGAGCAGGCAAGUGUGCCUGAUUUUGCUGAAACCUUUUCCACAUGAACUUGAAGGGACCAAAAGCAGAAGCCGUCUUUCUCAGUCACUCAAGUAAGGGAAACCUCCUUUCUGGCAGGAGGAGCAUUGUUUUGCUGUCUGCCUAGGAAAUGAGUUCUUAACACUUUUGGGUCUCGUCUUGACCCACUCUUCCCCAGCCCCUGCUUGAAGAAAGGAUUGUACAGUCAUGAGGCAUCGGUAAUUUCAGUUCCUGUUAUGGUCUCGGUCCCGCUCAGUGGGCAGAGUUCAAACCCCUUUCCAUCAGUUCUCAUUGCCCUUUGAAAUCUCUGUUCUACACAUCAAAUUUCAUCUGUGCCAUGUUUAUAAUCAGUGUUUUAUAUUUUUGUGCAGAAGUAUUUGAGCACUUUAGCAAAGUUUUACUUUGAAUUUGAUCUUGGAAGGAAGACUUCUCCUCUGUAAUUCUGUUGCUGUGCUCGCGUGAUAGUUCUUUGCGGAGCUGUGAUAGAGUUUGAUGCUGUUUAGUCUUAGGUCCGGUCCAGUGACUUUGUGAUCUAGUGAAUUAUCAUGCUAGGGGGUCUAGGGGAUUUCAGUCCCACCACAUGAUGUGGGAAGGGAUCGUCUCCUUCCCCAGCAUUGGAGAGGUUCAUCCGUUCUGCUAGAAUGGCAAUGUUGUAAAUAGUUAUUCCCCCUGCCAGUAGGAUCCCUGUCACUUCUUGUUAGUAUCUAAUUUUAUUUGUAAAAUUGACUCGUGCACUUCGUUAAUUGUCCUGUGAUAUUAGUUCACCUCUUUGGUUUGUUUGGUUGUUCUUUUUUUCUUUUUUUUUUUUUUUCAAUGAUUGUGCUGGCUCUUGACUGCACGAUUUCAGAACAGCCUUGGAACCCAAGUACUGAUUUCUA